CCCGCCCGGCUGGCGGCUCGUUGCUGUGGCAACCGCAGUUUGCCGGGGCCUGCGCUCCAACAGCCGGGCCGGGCCUACCUGGGCGCGGGUGGCCGGGCAUGGAGUACACCGGCAGCUACUACCGAGGGGAGCGCGUCAACGGCAGGUUGGAGGGCAAGGGCUCUUACACCCUCCCAACAGAAACGAAGUAUGUAGGCGAAAUGAAAGACGGGAUGUUUCACGGCAAAGGUGUUUUGCACUUCCCUGGAGGAAGCAAAUAUGAAGGGACUUGGGAAAAUGGAAUAUCCAUAGAGGGGAAAUAUACUUUUGCAGAUGGACUGGAGUAUGAAGACAACAAAUGGCAUUAUUGUGAUGGCUAUGACAGAAGGUUUUAUACAGAAAUCUGCAGAGGCCUGAAGCCAGCAGGCAUUUCCCAGCUUACAAACCUGGAUCCUCCUCGGGUCAUCCCAGCAGGCUGCUAUGACUGUGGUGACGGCUUCUAUAACCCCAAAACCAGAGUGGUUGUUGAUUACCACCACCGGUUUCUGAGGAAUGCAGAAAAGCCUUGCAACACAGGCGAAAUCGCUUUGUGAUUCCCAGAGGAAACGUACAUGCCAAAUGGAAUUGCCGCUUGCGCUUUUCGUGUCCCCUCCCUGGAGCAAGCAGGAAGGCACACCCCACCCACAGCUGCCACCUGGCCUCUGCCCACCAUCUGCCCUCAAAGCUGACAUCUCCCUCUUCUGGGAAUCAGCAUCCUGAGCCACAGGAAGGGCUGGCAGGGCAGGGCAGGGCCUAUCCUGGGCCGUGAUGCAGGCAGCGGGAGCCACAAACGACACCUUGAAACUGGGACGGCUUUGCUUCAGAUGUCUAGAGACAGAAUGCCGAAGCAGUGACUGCAUCAGCUGGGACUUUGGUUGAGCCAGGCUAAAGCCCCACACAAAUUCAGCCAGCAGAGGAGCAGGGAGGGGAGUGUGACGCAGGCAGGGCUUUAUACAAAUCGGUGGCGCAACAAAAUUGGAAUCAUCUUCUUCUUUGGCGAUCACUCGUAGCCGAGUAAGAUUGUCUUCUAUAAACCCAGUUUAUGAGUUCUGGUUGCCAGAACUCAAAAAAGACCAUUGUAGAGCUGGACAAAAAAAGGGGGGCAACAAAAAUUAUCUAGGAACCGGAAGAGGAACUCGUCACGAUGACGAAAGGAAGCAACAUUUGAGGCUUGUGUACAAAGUCAUGCACAGGGUGGGGAAAAUGGACUGAGAGGUGCAUUUUGUCCCUCUCUCAGAUUACUAGAAACAAGCUGGAUAGAAUUCUAAGUGCUGGUGCU
Messenger RNA from Podarcis muralis (Common wall lizard), 1297 nucleotides. RefSeq names its product MORN repeat containing 5 (gene MORN5). The record is from RefSeq and is a predicted model, not a curated record. Lineage: Eukaryota; Metazoa; Chordata; Lepidosauria; Squamata; Lacertidae.